AUGGAUGGAAUUGUGGGACUUACUGAUUCCGAACGCGAACGCUACCAAGGUGAGACCAACUGGCCUGCACGUAUCAAAGUGGGCGCGGUGGAGUACUUCUUGGUAUCUCGAGGCUAUUGGGCAAACUACCAUUACUGGGGACGGGUCGUACGAGCUAUUGAUGGCAUCCUCGGGGUUUGGCUUUAUGACAAACGUGAAAACAGCGGAAUAGCCCAGCUGGAAUCGGCGGAUGUCUCCACCAUUGGCGGUUGCUCUCCCGAUACCUCCUGGCUGUUCUACUCUCGCAUGCCUCAGGCAGAAGAGAUUGAUCAAAUCUCUUCUGCAAUUCGCGAUCUCGUCAAACUUUUUCCAAAAAAAGCCUCCAACAUUCCCUUUUCAAUGCCAACUUCGACAUUUCCAUUUGGCGGGGGCCUGCCUCAAGAUCAUGAAACCGAAGGCGAUGCAAAGGCCGCAGGAAAGGAGGCAAAGGCUAGUGUGGAGAGCAUUCUUGCUCCCAGAGUGGCGGCCGUCACAUUGGGACAACAUACGGAGGUUGAAGUUGAAGAGGAAGUUUUGCUCACAGAAGCAGCAGAUAAGAAGUCUAAACCGGUACCAUUGUCACCCAGGAAGCGCAAGGGAAAAUCACAACCCGACGGGAAGGUUGUGCUAGAGGCAAUGGAAAAACCACCGCCUGUAGUGGCCUCAAGAACCACGCGUACCAAAACCCGAAUGGAGGUCAAGGAUGAACCGGACACGAAAGGAAAACAAGAAGCAUCUAAACCAAACAAAGGAAAAUGGAAAGGUUGGGCUAUCGUGGAAGAUGUGCCCGUCGAAGAAAGUGGGGCUGAAGAUGUAGAAGAAGUUGUAGCAGAGGUCAAACCCACCAGGUCAAAGCGUCACCGUCGUGGCUGA
Molecule: messenger RNA, 891 nt
Organism: Melampsora larici-populina 98AG31
Lineage: Eukaryota; Fungi; Basidiomycota; Pucciniomycetes; Pucciniales; Melampsoraceae
Exons: 3
Coding region: 1-891 (296 amino acids)
Source: RefSeq, a predicted model, not a curated record